Molecule: messenger RNA, 1383 nt
Organism: Eucalyptus grandis
Lineage: Eukaryota; Viridiplantae; Streptophyta; Magnoliopsida; Myrtales; Myrtaceae
Product: GDSL esterase/lipase At5g03610
Exons: 5
Coding region: 98-1195 (365 amino acids)
Molecular function (GO): hydrolase activity, acting on ester bonds
Source: RefSeq, a predicted model, not a curated record
UUGAUAUCCCUGUCUCAUUCUCAAACUCAAUCAACCUCUCCUACCAUCAAAUCAUCCUCCGUUUUGCCUUCGUUCUCUUUGACCCUCUCUCUCCCCUAUGGGCACUCAAAAACUGCUCCUCUCCUGCCUUCUCUUCUCUCUUCUCGCAGGGCACAUGGCGGUUCACGGCUCAUCUCACCACCACCACCACCACCACCACCACCACCACCAUCACCACCGCCACUCCUCUCAAAGUCACGAGGAACCCACCUACGCUUUCAACGCGACGAAGCUGUUCGUGUUCGGAGACUCGUACGCCGACACAGGGAACAACAACAAAUCGGAGGCGAGCUCGUGGAGGGUGCCUUACGGCAUCACUUUCCCCGGAAAACCGGCCGGGCGCUUCUCCGACGGCCGCGUCUUCACCGAUUUCGUCGCCAGAUUUUUUGGGCUUAAGUCGCCCAUACCUUACCAAUGGUGGACGAGAGUGAACUCAACCCGUCUCAAAUACGGGAUGAAUUUCGCUUACGGCGGAACAGGGGUGUUCAAAACCUUGAGCUCCGACCCAAACAUGACAGUCCAGAUCGACUACUUCCAGCGCCUGAUCGGAGACUCUGUCUACACAGCCGCCGACGUCCACUCCUCCGUUGCCCUCCUCACCAACUCCGGCAACGACUACUCCGCUUACACAGCCAGGAAUGGCUCCUUCCAGGACAUGCCGGCCUUCAUCACCAAGGUGGUGAGUCAACUCACCGUGAACUUGAAGCGCGUCUACACACUGGGCGCGAGGAAGAUUGCCGUCGCGGCUCUUCAACCCUUGGGGUGCCUUCCUAAUUACAGCUACGCAACGUCCUUUCAAAAGUGCAACGACACCGUCAACUCACUCGUCGGCUACCACAACCAGCUUCUGAAACAAGCCGUGGACAAGCUGAACAACGAAACUAACCCUUCCACUUUCCUCAUUGUCGAUCUGUACGCUGCUUUCACUUCGGUCUUUGAGAACACUGAGAAUUCAACAUUUGAGAAUCCAUUGAAGCCAUGUUGCGUGGGGAUGAGCAGUGAGUACAACUGCGGGAGCGAGGAUGCGAACGGGACGAAGAAGUACACAGUGUGUGAGGAUCCCACUGCUUUCUUCUUCUGGGACAUGGUUCAUCCCACGCAGGCUGGUUGGAGGGCUGUGUAUUCGACUCUUGGACCAAAUCUCGAUCAACUUUAGGAGUUUCUGGAGUGCUAGUCUCUUAGCUUUUCUCUUGUAAUUUUUGCUGUUACUUCUCCAUUCAAUUGUAAUUUUUUUUUCUUCAUUUUUAGGAUCGAAUAAAUUGUGUAAUUGGGUCGAUGUGAUAGGAAUGAAGUUUUCAACUAUCCACUCUUAUUUGAGCAAAAUGCAGCCCUUCUUUAUCUUGA